Penicillium olsonii is the source of this 1041-nucleotide messenger RNA. Lineage: Eukaryota; Fungi; Ascomycota; Eurotiomycetes; Eurotiales; Aspergillaceae. The record is from the annotation of a GenBank genome assembly.
AUGUCUGAUCGAUUCCACCACCCAUCACGUAGGCAGCUGCAUGAGGCCGGUUGGCCUUACAGUCGAGUCUCUGGAGUAUCCAGGAGCACUCAAACCGCCGACGACUCGCUGGCAGACAGCGAUUCUGAAGAAUUCUAUGACACAACCCAAUAUGCAUCGCAGCCCUCGGGCAGCCAGCGGGGCACUGAUAGGCAUGGCCGAGAGCGCUCCCGUGCAACCCGCAGGAAACCAAGUCCGGCCGGGCCCGCCUCACCUGUCUAUGAGAUUAUAGACGACGAUGAUACCGCUGUAAUCCACCAGCACCGGAUCGAGCGCGAUGAGGAAACUCAACUGGGCGAAUUUCGGGAGCAAGUCUUGCGCGAUCUCGCAGCGCAGCCCAUCCAAGCCCAACAACCGCAAUCCAUCUCCAGCCGAACCUACCAAGUUGCAGAGGCUGGCCGGCCGACUGCUCGAUGGACACCCGGGGAAACAGACGCACUGGUGAGACUGCUAGAGACCAUUGGCCCCGCCUGGUCUGCGAUGCGCAAUGAGAACCUGAGGCAAUACGAAAAGCAUGGGCCAGCCGAGAGCAUCCACCCAGCCCGCAAGGGAACGCAGUACCGAGAGAAGGCCCGAUCGAUGAAGAUGAUGUUUUUAAUCAAUAGACAGCCCAUCCCCAGGGGGUUCGAUGAAUUCGAGCUGGGCGACCAUGAGCUUAUGAAAGUCGCCCAGCGCCAAGUGUCACUGGGACAGCAGAGCACACAGCGCCGGGAGACGACCAGACGCCCGGCGUUGGAUCAGCCUGAGCCAGCCCCGAGGGGAUCACGGGCCUAUGAGAGAAAUCUGGUGCCCCCGACGCCCAGGCGGUCACGGGCCUACGAGAGAAAUUGGCUGCCCCCGACGCCCCCGACGCCCAGGCAGUCACGGGCCUACGAGAGAAAUUUGGUGCCUCCGACGCCUCCGACGCCCAAGCAGUCACGGGCAUACGAGAGAAAUUCCACCCCGACCCCCAGCCAGUCACGGGCCUAUACGGAGCCCCCGGGCGGAUCCACCUGGGCAUGA